This is a messenger RNA of Tachysurus fulvidraco (yellow catfish), 1930 nucleotides long. It is a transcript of the gene gnb1a, whose product is annotated as guanine nucleotide binding protein (G protein), beta polypeptide 1a. Gene Ontology annotation, cellular component: cytoplasm; heterotrimeric G-protein complex. Gene Ontology annotation, biological process: G protein-coupled receptor signaling pathway. The transcript has 11 exons. NCBI's taxonomy places the organism in Eukaryota, Metazoa, Chordata, Actinopteri, Siluriformes, Bagridae. Gene Ontology annotation, molecular function: signaling receptor complex adaptor activity; protein binding. The record is from RefSeq and is a predicted model, not a curated record. Bases 534 to 1556 code for a protein of 340 amino acids.
UCCCUGGUUGGUUUACGCGCCUUGCGUGGUGACGCAGGCGAGAGAGUGGGGUUUCCCAGAGCGAAACGCAGGGUUACCGCGCCCAUCUCUGCCGUUUGAUGGCCGGAGGAAGCGCCUGAGAGACCGCGGCGAGGAGAAAGAAAGAAAGAAAGAGCAGGAGUGCAAACGAACAGCGGGACAGAAAGAAAGGGAGGCUACGAUAGGGACCGGAGUAAACCAUUUUGAUUUAAGUCAACGUCAAAAAAAAGACGAGUUGUUUGCUGCUGAGUUAAUUUGUUGUGUGAGAAACGUACCGCUGUCUUCGCUCCCGUGGUGUGCCGGUGUGUUCCCCCCCGUUUGGCGUAUCAAAAGCUGGGUGCGGGGAGUGGCGCUCCUCGGUAUAGCUCGUUAGCUCGACGGAGAGAACGGGGGAACUCUUUAUCUUUGCUGUUUCCGGUCAAUGCGAUAUAAACAACGGAUUCCCACGACUGAGAACGGAUCAGUAAGUGACCCAGCGCGAGGCAGGAGAGAAGCAUACCAUAUAGAAGAGGAAAAUGAGCGAACUCGACCAGCUACGUCAGGAGGCUGAGCAGCUGAAGAACCAGAUCAGAGAUGCAAGGAAAGCAUGUGCAGAUGCUACCCUGUCUCAGAUUACAGCCAACAUCGACCCAGUUGGGCGAAUUCAGAUGCGUACCAGGCGGACACUGAGAGGUCACCUGGCUAAAAUCUAUGCCAUGCACUGGGGCACUGACUCACGGCUCCUUGUCAGUGCUUCCCAGGAUGGUAAGCUUAUCAUUUGGGACAGCUAUACAACAAACAAGGUGCAUGCCAUCCCAUUGCGCUCCUCAUGGGUCAUGACGUGUGCAUACGCUCCGUCUGGCAACUACGUGGCUUGCGGUGGCCUGGACAACAUCUGCUCCAUCUACAAUCUGAAGACGCGUGAGGGCAAUGUCCGUGUGAGCCGUGAGCUGGCUGGCCAUACAGGUUACCUCUCCUGCUGUCGUUUCCUGGACGACAACCAGAUUGUCACUAGCUCAGGCGACACCACCUGCGCUCUUUGGGACAUUGAGACGGGACAGCAGACGACCACGUUUGCAGGUCACACUGGGGAUGUGAUGUCUUUGUCUCUGGCCCCGGAUACACGCUUGUUUGUCUCUGGUGCCUGUGACGCCUCUGCUAAGCUUUGGGAUGUUAGAGAGGGCAUGUGCAGACAGACCUUCACUGGCCAUGAGUCCGACAUCAAUGCCAUCUGUUUCUUCCCCAAUGGGAAUGCGUUUGCCACGGGCUCGGACGAUGCCACCUGCAGGCUCUUUGACCUGCGUGCCGACCAGGAGUUGAUGGUGUACUCGCAUGACAACAUCAUUUGCGGCAUUACCUCGGUGGCCUUUUCCAAAAGCGGUCGCUUGCUGCUUGCUGGCUACGAUGACUUCAACUGCAAUGUGUGGGACACCCUCAAAGCCGAUCGUGCAGGUGUCCUGGCAGGCCAUGAUAACCGUGUUAGCUGCUUGGGUGUUACUGAUGAUGGAAUGGCAGUGGCCACAGGCUCUUGGGACAGUUUCCUUAAGAUCUGGAAUUAAAGCUGCAAGAUGGCAUCCGGACUCCAAAGUUGACUGGAAGACCAUUCCAACACAAUGUUAAAUUUUAUUGCAUAUCCAAUCUUCUUAAACGCAACACAACUGACCCCCGUUAUCUGAGGAAACAACAGGGCAAAAAUGAUUCUCCUUCCCAUAAAAAGAGCACAAUUAUUUCAUUCAGUACAUCACAUGGAAAUCAGCGGGGUCAAAAUUAAAUGGUGGGUGGGAGAGGGCCAAAAGUAACUGUGCAUUCCUACCGGGACCAUUUUCCAAGCGCUCAUCACAUUUCCACCAACAUUAUCAGAAAACAUAACCGAAAAAAAAAGGCAGCAGUUGUUUUCCCUUUAAAUUUUUUUUUUUUUUUUUUUUUUUUUUUU